AUGUCUAAUCCAGGAUCAGUUGCUGCGAAUGUUUCUGUUUAUAAAUCCAUUCCUAGGGCUCCACUGGUGGAUAAAGGAAAAAGGAAAUGUAAUCGUAAGAAGGUUGGUCCCCCUCCGAAGGAAGAUUGGAUGAUCAAGGAAGCAGGUUCUGAUUUGAAGAGGAAAAGGGAGGAAAAUGAGCUUCUGGUUUUCUUUGAUCAUUGUCCAAAGAAAAAGGUAUCUCAUGAAUUCUUUGACUCUCACUCUGUUCUACAAUCGGUGGAGACUGUUAAUCAGUCCCAUCGGGAGUCAUGGAAAGAUCCCAACCUAGAAUUCUUGAUGGAGACUAGGUUAAAUACAAAGGAGAUGGAGCGUGUCAAACAGAGUAUUGGACUUUCACAAGGCUUGAUAGUGGAUGCAAGAGGUCGAGGUGGUGGCUUAGCAUUAUUGUGGUAG
Molecule: messenger RNA, 435 nt
Organism: Ilex paraguariensis (yerba mate)
Lineage: Eukaryota; Viridiplantae; Streptophyta; Magnoliopsida; Aquifoliales; Aquifoliaceae
Source: the annotation of a GenBank genome assembly